AUGGAAGUCAAAGAUAUAUUGGAAAGUUUUGGACUUUCCAUAUUGUCGGAAGCAUUCGAAUCGCAUGAUAUCGACUUGGAAACAUUCAAAAAACUGAACCAGUAUCCUGAACUCAUCAAAGAAAUUAUACCAAGUGUGGGAAAAAGAAUAAGAUUUAGUGAGAGAUACAACAAUUACAUGAAAGAGAGUAUUAGUACUGUGACAAACUCAUCAUUAUCUGUGGCCGAUCCUGAUUUAUCAUCUAUAUCUGAUGUACCGAGUGAUGUACAAGGAGAAGAAAUAGAUUUCCCUCCAGAGAAGAAAGCGCGAUUAGAAGUUGCUGGUGACAUCAACAUCGAUGAUAACACUUUGGUAAACAUCGAUAUAGAUGAAAAUGGAUUCCUUCACUUAGGUACCUCUUCGGAUAAUAUAUUUCCAGAUAGCUUAGAAAGUUACCUUCGGUCGCAUACAGAAGGAAAUUUGCUUCUACUAAGCAGAAAUGAAGUUUUAACACCCCUAAAGAGAAAGAAGUUGAUCAGAAUUGUCAUGGAUCACUUAUUGCAAAAAUUCAAAGAGAAAAUUCCCCAGACUGUGUUCAACAAAGUCUCACAAGAAAUAUGUAAUGUCUUCAAAAUGGAGUCAAAGGAUAUUUAUUUUCGACCCUACCAGAAAGGUAUAAAAAAAUGCAGUGGAAUGUUAUGGUCGCGCUAUAUUAAUACUAGAAAAAACUUAGGAAUACUAAGGAAGGUGAAAACAAAGACCCAAACAGCAUCAGCACGACACGACACUAACGAAGCCCCAGAACCAGAAAAAUUAUUCGCAUUAGAAUAUUGCAAACAUAAUGUGGGCCCUACCGAAGAAGUUACUUUCAAUUGGGGAAUAUGCUUCCAUGAAAGGAAAGAUAUUCUUAAAACUAACUCAAACAUUGUCGAGUAUUUCAAUACCUUUCCCAUGUUGAAACAUCCUCUUAAUGGAUACAACUUUCUCAUGGACGACUUUAACAAAUGUUUUCCAGGCAAAAGUGAAAAUUUGUAUAAAAACUGGCCACAUUUUCGAUCGGCAGUCGUCAGUAUGAUGGAGGAAGAAAAGAUGAAGCAAAAAUUUGAAGAUAUAGAUUUAGAUGUAAUUUUCAAUUUUGCCCUCCUUUUCUCACCAACUACCCUUCGGGAGAAGAAAAGCUAUCGUCCCAGUAAAUUGGAGGUUCAAAACUCAUUUAUUUUAUAUGUACCAAAUGCUGCAGAUAUAGCAAUUCAAAUUGAGUCGCGGAAGAAUCACAGCAGGGAAAAGAACUUUACUCUGCAACCGUUCAUGCUAGUUUCUGGUUUAGAUGGAGCAUUUUCUUAUUUUUGUAUCAUAAAUGACAUCCUAUACGAAACAGAGAGUGCAGUGAAAACCUUAGAUAUAACUUACAAGGUGCCUGCACGACAGAAGCAGCACAUCUCCCGCCAACUCCGCACGUCCGGCAACACCGCGCAGGACUCCCGAGUGCAGGAUGCGUGGUAUCCUAUCGAUCCGAUUGGCGCUGGCGCCUUGGCCGCACUCCCGAUCCGAAAGACGUCGAGUACGAGAACUCUAGGAGUAGCUGACAGCAGGCCGCGGAGUUGCAAGGCUAGUGACGUGUCGCGUCGCACCGGCAAAGUGGUGUGGUGUACCUAUCAGACGAUUUUUGUGAAGGGGACACCGAAAAAGGCACCGGGUCGGUGUGAAACGGUCCUUGGCUUGUUACCUCGCUACAGUGUCCUGCUGAUGUCAUAA
Phaedon cochleariae (mustard beetle) is the source of this 1734-nucleotide messenger RNA. Lineage: Eukaryota; Metazoa; Arthropoda; Insecta; Coleoptera; Chrysomelidae. The record is from the annotation of a GenBank genome assembly.